AUGUCGGACAGCGGCAAUCAAUUGCGCGGAUCAAACGAUGAAGAUGGGUCGGAUUCUAAAAGGCAGAAAUUAUCAUCUGAUGCGAAUACAAACGACAAUACUAAUUUUGGCGACUUCCAGUUGAACAACGAUCAAUUGGAUGACAUUUUGAAUGACAAUGUGCCUGGAAUUGAUAUUAAUUCCAAUCCUGAUGCCCUCAACUUUAACUUUGAUAACCUUCUGACUGAUUUCCUAAAUGAUAGCACAUUUGGUACUCCUCAUACAGGAGCAGAUGAAAGCGUAGCUUCUGAUUACGCCUCUGGUGCUCCUUCAGGGGUUCCAUCCGGAGCACAGUCCGCGAUGCCAUCUUCUGGCGUGGGCUCAGGUAUUCCCUCGCAGAUUCCAUCGGCAAUCCCAUCUAGAGGUGCCUCAGUUGGACCUUCUAAUGAAUACAUACCGCAGCAGCAGCAACAACAGCAUACGACUGGUAACGACUCCGCUGGAACCAAUAGAAGCUCAAAUGCCUACACAAACUCAAAGGGCUCCACGCCUGAAGUAAAUAUUAAUAAGAGCUUCACAAGCUCGUCAGCGCCGCAGACAGCAUCGAAAGUACAACAAACACCUCAAAACUUAAAUAUAUACACGGGGAAUGGAGGAAUAAACAAUGUUAGUGCAGGAACUGCAGUUCCUAUAUCACAUCGCAGUACUCCUGUCAGUACGACGAACAGCUCAACGAACCUCGCAUCUGCUAACAUUAACCGUAGUAAUAGUAGCGUGAAUGUUGGAGGAGCUAAAACUUCGACCCCUCCUGCUGUGUACAAAAACGGUAAGAAUAACAGUAGCAUUAACAACAACAACACCAACAACAACAACAACAACAACAUCAACAAUAAUAAUAAUAUUAAUAAUAAUAAUACUGCGCCUGGUGGUACCAGACCGUUGAUAUACAAUGCCAAAACAGCUCCUCCUAUUAAUAGAGUGAAUACUGUAGCUCAACAGGCUCAGGGCGUUCAAAGCUUAAAUACGACAAAUAUUGAUAGAUCAAGCCCAAAUAAUUUUGGGCCCAGCUCAGCAGCGCCAGCUCUUCCAGCAACAACCAGCGGCAAUAUUUCUGCGCCAUAUGGGUCAACUACCAUUAAUCCAACAGGUGCAGGUAAUGUUCUUUCUAAUCCUGGUAUAAUCAAGCCUUCCUCAUCUCUUAACAACAACAACACUGUCGGGGGCCCUAAAUCAUCCCAGCUUCAUACCGAUGACCCAACUAAGCUUAAUGAUGCAUUAGCAGCGGCAGGAGUUGACAUCCAACAAGAAGAAGAGUUAUUGAUGCAACAACACGCUCAUAGGAACAAAGUGUAUACUACUCAACAGCAGCUUUUGCUUAAGCAGAAGCAGCAGCAAGCACAACGUCAAUCGCCCUUCUUGAACCCCUACCAUCUAGCUUCAUUUAUGCAGAAGGCAGCAAGAGAUAACGGAGUACAGCAGAACUUCUUACAGGACGGAGAAUUAUUAGAAUUGAUGUCUGCAGCAUGUGAAAACUGGAUAUCCACGUUAUCUACAAAGACUAUCAUUUUGUCACGCCACAGACGAAGGGGUAUCCCUACUUUGAUAGAAGGUAAAGGCAGCAAUAAGAGAGGCAACAACAGCACUACGCCCUCUACUCAACGGUCUGAAAUAUCACGAGAACUCCGUAACAUGGCUGCAAGACAAAAGGAGCAAGAAGAAAAGAGAGUUCAAAAGCGUAUUGCAUUAGGCUUAGAAAAUGGAUCCACAGGUGAAUCUGAGAACGGAAAGGCUGGUGCUGAAGAGACUUUACACAGAGCAGCCAAUGCAACUGCUACCAUGAUGACCAUGACUGGUAGGAAGAAAUAUUCGUGGAUGACAGCUGGUCCAUCUGGCGGAGGACUUGGUAGCAGUGGUGCUGGAGCAAGUGCAGGAGACGACAGUGGGAAUGGAGGAGAAUCUGAAGGCAAGACUAAGCAAAGUUCCAUCAUAGCCAUUAGAGGUGACAAUGGUUUGAGAUACAGGGAGAUCAGAACAGGUAAGUCUGUUACGAUGAAGGAUUUGCUAGGAGCUUUGGAAGAUGAGAGAAUGGGAGUGGAUAAGGCAUUAAUAAAGGGGUAUGCGAAGCUUAAGGAUUGA
This is a messenger RNA of Dujonia railenensis, 2115 nucleotides long. NCBI's taxonomy places the organism in Eukaryota, Fungi, Ascomycota, Pichiomycetes, Serinales, Debaryomycetaceae. The record is from the annotation of a GenBank genome assembly.